This is a messenger RNA of Hydatigera taeniaeformis, 2970 nucleotides long. NCBI's taxonomy places the organism in Eukaryota, Metazoa, Platyhelminthes, Cestoda, Cyclophyllidea, Taeniidae. The record is from the annotation of a GenBank genome assembly.
AUGGCGCUCCACGUUGAUCCAUUAAAGCGCGAACUCUUGGAAGCCAGAAUUCAGGGCACACGAAGUCCAAAUGUUGUGGCGCAAACGGGAAAGUCGCCCGAUGCCAAUUCUAACCAGCUCUCAGCGGAUGAUCGAUUUAAGUAUGGCACUUCGUAUGACUCUGUACAAAAUACCGGUGAUGUUGUCUCUAUGGAUGUACCUAUUCCCACUGUGACAUCAACUGUCUGCACCACGUCAUUGACAAAAAGUCAUGAUGGGCAUACCUACCGAACCCCUGUAGCCAAUGUUGUUAAUUCUACUUUUCCGAAUUCAUUCCAGGCGACACACGAUCCGGAACGUAUAAAUCCUCCUUUGGCCAAUCAAAAUGAGGAGCAUUGCACAAUAAAUCCUGAAAAUCCUGGUUCGAAUCCCUCCAGAGUUCUUGACUCUCUCCCUUCCUCUGGUCACCAAGUCGACAUGACUGUUCAACCUCCCAGUAAUCACGCAGAAGAAAACAGUCUCGGUGUUAGUAGUCUCAGUGGAGAUGGUCACUCCAAUAAAGGUGUCGUUGGCUUUCAAAGUUACCCCCAAAGUGUUGCUGGUCAUGCUCCGCCAAUAUGUGGUACCAGCCGUCAGGCUAACAUUGUUCCUUAUUCCACCAGUAGUGCACUUUCUAAUCAAUCUGUCUCUUUUGAUAUUGGAUGCCAAUCCAUUCCCUUGCUACCUCCGAACGAUUCCCCCGCUAUCAUUACCACAUCUCCUAAGAAGGGUAGAAAUCUCUCUGGCGCUCCCAUAGCAUCAUCGUUGCAAUUUAUGGGUCCUCAGCGCUGUAGCGGAUUGAGUUCGCCCAGCGCGCCUCAGAUUGUUCAGCCUACCACGCCCCGUAGCAGCAUACGUCGAAAACGAAAAGGCGGCAUUUUCGAUGAGCAGGGAGUUCCACAACCGAAGCGUUCCACCAACAGGGGUAGUAAACGUAUCGAUGAGAUCUUUAAGACUCCUCAAAUCGGUUUGCUUGCGCCAAGCAGUGAGGAUCCUCAACUUGAAAACAAUAUUAAAUCCGAUGCGGUUGUACCCACGCCUCGACAAAUGCUAUCUCCUGUCCGCGGAGGAAGCAACAGUUGUGUGACAAGUCCAAGUGAUAGCUCGAGCGAAGCUGUUCAGCAAAACGGUCCCGCCCCUGGCGGCUAUGUUAUCUGCUGCAGCACUUCUGUGCAGACUGAUCCGGACGCUGUCACCUCAUCUGCUCCCGCUAUGUUAACGUCUACAAUGCCGCUUCAACAGGCGUCUACCGUCUCAGGGUCAUCUAUCAAUCUUGUCGAGAGUUUGCAGCGGCGGAUUUCGGAGCUUGAGCUAGAAAAUUGCGCUCAAAAACAGACUAUCGCACUUGCCAAUGAGCAUAGCCUCAAAUCACGACAAAUCAUCCAGGAUCUCCUCAUUGAAAAGAGUCUGCUGGAGCGAAAGACCACUCGACAGAAGGUAAUGGAUGACCGACUGCGACUUGGCCAGUUCAUCACUCAACGACAGGGUGUUCACUUCGAAGAGAAGUGGGUUGAGGGAUAUCGAUUCAAGGAACUCGAUGCUCGUCGAAAAAACAUAGAAGGGAUUCGUGAAGAAAUAGAGAGAAAGCGGAAGCAGUGGAACAAACGUAAACCAGGAUCUGAGAACAAAAAGAAUAGCAAAGCGCGUUGGGAGGAAGUUUCGGUGGACGAGUUUUACGAGCAAAUAGAGAUAUAUGAUCUUCGGAAGCAAAUGUUAGCAAAAGAAGAUAAAGAGAUUCAAAGUGAACUUGAGCGUCUUGACAGGGAAAGGAACUUGCAUAUUCGCGAAAUCAAACGAAUAGCCAACGAGGAUGCAUCACGAUUUAAGGACCACCCCUUAUUGAAUGAGCGCUACUUACUGCUGAACCUUCUUGGCAAGGGCGGGUUUUCUGAGGUUCAUAAGGGUUUUGACCUGCAAGAGAACCGUUACGUUGCCUGCAAAAUACAUCAACUUAAUCCCGCUUGGCCUAAAGACAAAAAAGACAACUACAUAAAGCACGCCCUUCGAGAAAUCGAAAUACACAAGACGCUCAACCAUCAGCGAAUAGUCAAGGUGUUCGAUGUCUUUGAUAUUGACCACGACGCGUUCUGCACUAUUCAGGAGUACUGUGAAGGCAACGAUUUGGAUUUCUUCCUGAAACAAAACAAAGUGAUACCAGAGCGUGAGGCGAAGUCUAUAAUUUGUCAGGUCAUUUCGGCUCUCAAGUAUUUGAAUCAACGAAAACCCCCUGUCAUCCAUUAUGACUUGAAGCCAGGAAAUAUUCUACUGGGGUCUGGCGAAAUCUCUGGCGAGAUAAAGAUAACCGAUUUUGGUCUGAGCAAGCUAAUGACAGAGGAUUUGUACAACCCUGAUACGGGUAUGGACCUAACGUCACAAGGCGCCGGUACCUAUUGGUAUCUUCCUCCUGAGUGCUUUGAAACUGGUCAUGAACCUCCUAAAAUUUCCUCCAAAGUGGACAUCUGGUCUGUAGGCAUCAUCUUCUUUCAGUGCCUCUUUGGAAAAAAGCCUUUCGGACACAAUAUGUCGCAAGCGGACAUACUGCACCAGAACACCAUCCUUCAUGCUCGCUCUAUUGCUUUUCCUUCUACACCAAAAGUCAGUGAUGGGGCUAAGGAGUUCAUCCGAAAGUGCUGCACUUACCAAAAAGAACUCAGGCCAAACGUGUUUCAGCUAUACAACGAUGAUUAUCUCAAGCCCAAAGCUCAGCUCAAACACAGUGUGGAUGUUGGAUCCUUACCUGGUCCUACUGGUCUUCCCCCGUCAACUACUAAUUUAGUCCCCCAGACAUUGUCUGGUGGUCAACAGCAAGCGUCUGGUGCCAACCAGUCGCAAGCUGGGUCUAGCGGAACUAGUGCUGGCUACAUCCCGAACGCCGCUUUGGGAAUUUUCGGAACUGGUGGUCCCUCCUCUUUGGUACUCUCAACACCUCAACCACCGCCUCACCACUCUUGA